Coccidioides posadasii C735 delta SOWgp is the source of this 1932-nucleotide messenger RNA. The record is from RefSeq and is a predicted model, not a curated record. NCBI's taxonomy places the organism in Eukaryota, Fungi, Ascomycota, Eurotiomycetes, Onygenales, Onygenaceae.
AUGCAUCUUGGGAUCCGCAAGUCCCGAGGGCCGCGGCGGAAUUGCCGAAAGGCCAUUGGCCAAACAUCACUUGAGCGGAGGCCUACUCACUCAAAGCUGAGGCGUGUUCCCACUCCUCUAAAUAUCUGGAGCACUGGGUCAGAUCCAUCUGAUAUAGCGAUACCCGAUACCAGCUUUGAUAACUGCGAAGAGGAAAUAUACUCGACCCCUGACAAACAAAGAAGGGAGGAUGUUGUUCAAAUCAAAGCAUCCGGAAAUUCACCCCAUAUUUCCGCCCGAAAAAUUGGCGGGUUACACGAAUGCUGUGACAAAGGAGAGGGUCAACUGGGCCCAGGUCAAAGAAUGCGCAACGUAUGUGAGUACGGCGCUGGUGAAAAAAUAUGGCCUGCGGGAGGGACAGGCGAUUGCGCUCUUUACUCAGAAUACAAUUUGGUAUCCAGUGGCCAUGUAUUCCACCAUAAGAGUUGGCAAGUCUAUUCUCUAAGAGCCUUUACUUUUGAAUGCACUGUGCUGAUUUCGAACCGUGCAGGCUGUAUGGUGGCCGGUGCCUCGCCUGCAUAUAACGUUGAAGAAAUGACAUAUGCGCUGAAGACGGCUGAUGCAAAGUUCUUGAUGACCAGCCCUGGGUCUAUUGAAGUUGCUGCUGCUGCGGCCCAGAAAGUUGGUAUCCCGCGGAAGCAUAUUUUCUUGCUCGAAGGAGAAGUCCAAGGCUACACCACCUUCAAGCAACUUCAAGAUAUUGGAAGAAGCUACGGCGAAAAUGGUCAGGCACCACCUUUUCAACUUCCAGUUGGAAGAACGAACAAGGGAUUAUGUGGCUUUCUCAACUUUAGUAGCGGGACUACUGGGCUACCAAAAGCUGUCAUGCUUUCGCAUCACAAUGUGAUUGCACAAUGCAUGCAACUCAAAGCAAUCACUCCACCUGUAGGUCGCAAAACAGUCAUGGGUGCCCUACCCCUUUUCCACAUCACUGGCCUUGUCAAAUUUAUGAACUGCCCUAUGUUCUUCAAUGACGAGCUCAUCAUGCUGCCGCAGUUCAACAUGGAGCUCAUGCUCCAAACCAUUGUUGAAUACCAGAUCAGUGAACUUGUCCUCGUCCCACCACUUGUGAUUCGCCUUGUUAACGACCCUGUCGCAUCCAAAUACGAUCUUUCAUGCGUUAAACGGAUUUCCUGCGGUGCAGCACCACUCAGUGAACAGAUUACCCAACUCCUCCAGCAAAAGUUCCCGCAGUCCGGAUUCAAACAAGGCUAUGGAAUGACUGAGUCAUGCUCAUGUAUCACAAGCCAUUCACCAAAAUACUACGAUUACAAGUACGCGAACACAGUCGGGGACAUCGUACCUUCCACCUCAGUCAAGAUCAUAGACGACAACGGCAAAGAACUUGGAUACAACCAGCCCGGUGAAAUCAUUGCCAAGGGGCCUCAAAUCGCUAUGGGAUAUCUCGGUAACCCCACCGCUACUGCUGAAGCGUUUGAUACAGACGGUUUCCUUCACACAGGUGACAUUGGUUACAUGACUGAAGAGGGUCUUAUUCGUAUCGUUGACCGUAUUAAGGAAAUGAUUAAGGUCAAAGGUAUCGCCGUUGCACCCGCUGAACUGGAGGAUCUACUCCUGGGUCAUCCGGACGUGGCGGAUUGCGCAGUAUUGGGGGUUAAGGACGACUAUGCAGGCGAAAAGCCAAAAGCGUAUGUUGUCCUGAGAGAUGGGCUCAGUGUUUCGGAGGAAAUGGGGAAGAAAUUGAUGAAGUAUGUAAGCGAGAGGAAAGUGAGGUUCAAAUGGGUGGAGGAGAUCGAGUUUACGGAUGCAGUCCCAAAAAGUCCAAGCGGAAAGAUUUUGAGGAGAGUGUUGAGAGAGAAGGAGAGGAGCGGAAAGCAUAGAGGAUUUACGGUAAAGAGAGAUGGCUGGGAUGGGCAACGGGCAAAAUUAUGA